AUGCCCGUCAAAUACGCCUUGCGGGACGCAUUCGGAGUUCGAGACUUGUGGGAGGACACCUUGAUGACUCUGCGUGGUGAUAAUUACGAAUACCGACUCUUUGAUUCGGGUGACAAUAUCGUUCCCCACGAAGAGUCGGGAUCGCGGGUGAAACGAGUGAUGGAUGGCAUGAGAUAUGAGCGGGGUGGGAAGGCCAAGUAUUGGAUUCCCAAGCCCGGCGAGGUCAAUAGCCGUACACCGUUGCUGGGUGGAGGAUCGCAGGAUCACCGAGGUAGACGCCCAAGUCAACCUUCGCGAGAGAGGUUCCGCUCCUACAGUGACAUAGAGGAGGUCACCAUGGAUGAUGAAGAUGAACGACUCUUCAUCAACGCCCGCGCACUCGAGUUUGGAGACUGGAAUUAUCCAGUAAUUACCGCCAACGAGGUGCCCAGAGAUCAACGUUUACAGCCCGCGAGGCGAUAUCAGGAUUCAAACCGAGGGUCCGAUGUCAAAAAGGCCCGCAGGCAUAAGAAAAGCCGGGCGGCAGAUAGUGGAAACAGGAGAACGUCUACGCCAAGCUCCAAUCCACCUAGACCCGACCCUAGCUCGCCGACACCCGGUUCCUUGCAGCGAAAUCCUAGCUCCACGAGCUCCAGCGGCACACGACGCAGCCAGCUAGUGGACCUUGUGGUGGAGAACACGGAGGCUGAAGAAGAAGACCGGGCUCAAAUUCAGAGAACUUAUGGUUCUGCUCAUGCAGAGCCCGAGCCCCGGCGAUUUUCGUAUGUUGAGCCACGGGAAAAGAUCUUCAAAUGA
This is a messenger RNA of Penicillium salamii, 795 nucleotides long. The record is from the annotation of a GenBank genome assembly. Lineage: Eukaryota; Fungi; Ascomycota; Eurotiomycetes; Eurotiales; Aspergillaceae.